AUGGUUGGAUGCGAGUGCGUUCGCCGCAAUGGUCUGCAGGACCAAUGUCCUCGAAGCGAUUGUCAGGGAGCUCCUUGCUGUUUAACAUUGCCGGAUGCGAGCUGCGAGCCUGCUCUUUUGACAUUCCAAAAAAUCUACGAUAGAUUCAGCAGCGGCGGCCGUAGAGGUGGUCGAUGCGGAGGUGGCGGCGGCGGCGGUGGUUGUUGUCCGUGUCCACCAUGCUUACCAUGUUCACCUGUCUGCGGACCAUGUGGUCCAUGUGGACCUUGUGGUCCGUGUGGUCCCUGUGGGCCAUGUGCACCAAUAUGUGGUCCAUGCGGACCAUGCGGCCCUUGCGGACCUUGUGGACCUUGCGGUCCUUGUAUGCCCUGUAUGCCUUGCCCAUGCUAA
Molecule: messenger RNA, 390 nt
Organism: Nicrophorus vespilloides
Lineage: Eukaryota; Metazoa; Arthropoda; Insecta; Coleoptera; Silphidae
Product: keratin-associated protein 5-2-like
Exons: 1
Coding region: 1-390 (129 amino acids)
Source: RefSeq, a predicted model, not a curated record